Molecule: messenger RNA, 595 nt
Organism: Spirometra erinaceieuropaei
Lineage: Eukaryota; Metazoa; Platyhelminthes; Cestoda; Diphyllobothriidea; Diphyllobothriidae
Source: the annotation of a GenBank genome assembly
AUGCCGCCAUCAGCAAUCUGCUCGCAGAGAAGAACCGCCUGCACAAAAACCUACGUAGACCACCCCACUGACGACAACAGAGCUGCCUUCUACCGUAGUCGCCGCCUUGAGCUGCAUCGGCUGCGUGAGAUGCAGGACGCUUGGACGGCUCGCAAGUCCGAGGAAAUCCACGGGUACGCGGACCGAAACAAAUGGAAGAACUUCUUCGUCGCAAUAGAAGCUGUUUACGGUCCAGCGAUUGAAACAACUGCAUUUAUUCUCAGCGCCGACGGCAGUACUCUUCUCACCGAGAUGACAUAAAUUCUUCAGCGGUGGACCGAUCACUUCCGAGGCGUCCUCAACCGCCCCCCCCCCCACCAUCUCCGACGCCGUCAUCGUCCGUCUGCCUCAAGUAGAGACCAACGUCGACCCCGACGUCCCGUCCUCUCUCCACGAAACCUGCAGGGCCGUGCAAACGCUCCCCAGCGGUAAAGCGCCUGGAUCGGACGCGAUCCCUGCUGAGAUCGACAAGCGCGGUGGUCCCCAACUCAUGGAUCAUCUGACGGUGCUCUUCCGGGAGAUGUGGUGUGAGGGAGAAGUCCCACAGGAUUUCUAA